This is a messenger RNA of Entamoeba invadens IP1, 1044 nucleotides long. RefSeq lists its product as hypothetical. The coding region runs from base 1 to 1044 and encodes 347 amino acids. The transcript has a single exon. The record is from RefSeq and is a predicted model, not a curated record. Lineage: Eukaryota; Evosea; Mastigamoebida; Endamoebidae.
AUGUCAAACCCGUAUCAAACCUGCCCACCAGAGUUUUAUCAACAAUUCAAAAUGUUGCGAAAACAACAAGCGGCCGCACAACAAGCGCCUCAGACUAUUAUGGUUCCCGUUCCUGUCGUCCCUCAACAACGCAUACAACGGAAACCAGCACUGAACCAAACUCUUCAACCGAUGCAAGGGAGAAGAGGUUACGUCUCACAAACAUUCGACGCGUCACAGUACGCGAAGAUGAAAGCGAUGAUGCGGCCUCAAAUGGCGCCACAACAUGUCAUUUAUACGGACCAAAAUGUCGUUCCUCAAAUGGUUCAACCCCAAAUAGCUACUCAACAACCACCAAUGAGAUACGUCAGAUAUCAACAAGGAUAUGACCAACAAAAUAGAGUCGAACAACAACGAAGAGACUCGGGAAGACUUGCGGAGAUUCGUGGACAAAUCGACGCUCUUAACGCGGAAGUCGCGUCGAUCUGUCUAAGAAACGAUUUUGAAGAAGACUAUACAUGCCAAAGAGUAGGUGCAGUCGCCCCAAAUCCAACAGCUAUGAAAUACGGCAGAAUACAAAACCCUACCCACUACCAAGACGAGUUGGCAGACCAAUACGACCCAAGUAAUAUGGAUAUGAACUUCUUCUCACCUUCUAUGUCCCCACAAUCGUUUGUACAAAACUUCCAAGACAACGACGAAUUCGACGACUGGGAGAAUGAAGAAGACUUCUCGAUGAUGCAACCAAUUCAAAUCCAACCCAUUCAACCAAUGAAACCAGUCGCUGUCAGACAAGAACAACCCCUCUAUGUCCCAGUCCAACAAGUCCCCUAUCAAAAUUAUGGACAACUCCAAUAUCAACAACAACAAUUCGUAAACCCACCACAGAGGAACGGAGGCGGAAUGUUCGCUAAUCCAUAUCGAAACAAAGGCGCACAACCAAAAAUCAAAAUACAACCAGUCCAACCCGUUCAACAAGUACAACGAUCGUAUGGACAACAACCACAACAAAGAUUCCAACAGGGCGGACCUUGGCAAAACUCGGCUUUUGCGUACUACCAAUAA